AUGGCAGACAAAUGGAAGCAGACGGCUCUCAUAGUAAUUGGCAUGCAGGUCCUUUCUUUCUUCAUCAUCUUUUCUUGGAUUUAUUUAGAUUUUUUCUUUGUUUGGAAAAUUGGGUAUUGUGUCUUUUUGCAGAAAGAUUAUAUUUUAGAGGAUAAAAUAAUGAGAGUGAAAGGAGGCAAAGCCAUAGUCCCUAAUGUCAUAAAGGCUGUUGAAAUCGCCAAGCAGCGUGGCAUUCUCGUCGUGUGGAUUGUUCGUGAACAUGACUAUUUUGGAAGAGAUGUUGAACUCUUUCGUCGGUACUUUUACUCUCCUGAGAAGGGUGGUCCAGCCACAAAGGGAAGUGUAGGUGCAGAAAUGGUGGAUGGCCUUAUGAUAAAAGAAGAAGAUUACAAGUUGGUGAAGACUCGUUUCAGUGCAUUCUUUAAUACCAAUCUCCAUGGAUUCCUUCAGAGUAAUGGGGUCAAUAAUCUAGUGGUUGUUGGUGUUCAAACUCCAAAUUGCAUUAGACACACUGUCUUUGAUGCAGUAGCAUAUGAUGACCAAUCUGUUGCUGUUAUUGUUGAUGCCACAGCUGCUGCUACGCCUGAGGUACAUGAUGCCAAUAUCUUUGGCAUGAAAAAUAUUGGAGUUGUGACACCAACACUGCAGGAGUGGUGCGAAACCCAUGCUUGAUCCAUCAAAUGAUUGAACUG
Messenger RNA from Theobroma umbraticum, 692 nucleotides. The record is from RefSeq and is a predicted model, not a curated record. Lineage: Eukaryota; Viridiplantae; Streptophyta; Magnoliopsida; Malvales; Malvaceae.